Messenger RNA from Enterobius vermicularis (human pinworm), 4059 nucleotides. NCBI's taxonomy places the organism in Eukaryota, Metazoa, Nematoda, Chromadorea, Rhabditida, Oxyuridae. The record is from the annotation of a GenBank genome assembly.
AUGCCGAAAUAUCGGCUAUCUCAUCUUCUUAUAUUCUGUUUAAGUUUACUUUUUAUUUCACUGCUUCCCACAGUUUUGACACAGAUCGGACAAUCAAAUAGGUUUAAUUCAGAAAUAAAUCCUGGCCAAGAUGCUGGCACUUUAUUUACGGGAACUGGAGUUAAUUCUAUUUAUGGAGUUAAUUUGGUAAAAUUUGGACCUGAAGAAGGUGAUCAAAUGGUUCUUCCGGGUAUGUUGACUUCUGGUCAAACAAUUGAUUUGCACAUGUAUUUUCCGUUUUACGGAGGAUAUUAUAACUAUUCUGUGCUCUCAGUAAAUGGUUACAUCGGAUUUGCUACAGUUCUUGACCAGGGCCCGACAAUUAAUGUUGGUGUUGAUGCUACUGAUUGGCCACGACAGCAGGAUCCAGCGAUGAUUGCACCAUAUCUCUGCAAGCAACAGAUUAUGACAAACCCCACUGUUGGUAUGAAAACUGGCGUAUACUAUCGUCUGAUGUUACGUCAGUCCUUAUUUGGCAGAGGCUCUAAUACCAAUUUAAAUUACGGUGAACAGUCAAAUUUCUUUACUCAAACCGCUGAAAAGGCCUGUCCGGGCACUCCAGGCACCUACGUACAUUAUGGAGUUGCUGGUGGAACCGCAUUUCACGCAGAUGCUGCUUUAGUUGUUACAUGGUAUAACACGGCAUCCGCAAUUGCUGGAAGAUCUGAUAUUGAUGCCGGUAAAUUGGCAACAUAUCAAGCUAUCUGGCUUACAGAUCAGCCUGGGCGACUCAGCUACGUUAUAUUCAAUUAUGAUAAACUCGGGUUUGAUGCCACAGAUUUUGCUGGAAGUUCAAGAAGUGGUCGUUGUCAAGCACUUUUCAAUGGCGGUAAUCACACUGGAACCGUACCAGUUGAUCCCUCAUUUUUGUACAAAACUAGCCCGAAAGUUUUGGCACAACGUUCCGCAGUGCCGCAUGUUGUUCGUGGCCGCUAUAUGUUCCGAGUAGAUGACGUUGUGAGACCAGCUGGUUGCUCAAACAAAACUGGUGGUACUUAUCCGUUGCUCAUAUAUCCAAACAUUGUGAAUAUGCUUGGUGAAAUGACCGUUGACGUCAAUGGAAUUUGUUUAAUGCGGGAAAAGACCUACGUUCUUAUGAUAGAACAGAGGCAAACGGCUGCAUGUAAAGUUCUGAAUCCGGCAAUGGCUCGUUGUACACUACCAAAAAUUUAUGACUGGGGCAGCAAGACAGUGUAUUUUCAACCGCAAGAUAGUGGCGCGAACGAAGAAAAAGCAUUUGUGGGCUACAUAUACUUUGUACCGCCAACACUUGAUCCGAUGAGGCUUGAGAUUGGCAAUAUAUACAAUUGGUUCGAGAAUCCAAUAGCUACAGAUGUGAUGCCUUUGUCAUGGUAUCCAAGAAACUUUACAAAUCCGGAAUACACAAACACGGAUCAAAAUACGCGAUUCAACGACGACGCAAUGUAUAGUGUUCAACUGGGCCUCUAUGUCAUCGGUUACAAAGAAUCAUUAGAUGAUCAGAUAAAAAAAUUCCGGCCAGAACACAGAGUUCUUUGCCGCUUGGCAACAUACUCAAACGAAAAUAGAUACGAAUACAGCUUUAAGCCACAGGAAGAAAGAAUACGUCUAAAUCAGGUUGAAAGAUGGUACUUGAACGAUUGGGAAAGAAUGAAUGAACUUUUUACUUAUCGAUUUGGUUAUCUCAAACUCUCUCCAAUUACCAAUAACGACGACGCUACUCAAGAACUCAAAUCUGGAUUGGUGUCGGCUCCUAUUUCACUGCAUUGGCUCUGGACAACAAACAACCCUCAGUAUGCCACAACUGUGUUUUCUCAACAAGACAAAGAUGCAAGAACCAAAUUUGUAGCUGAAAAAUCACGAGAGAUGUGCCAUGACUGGUUCAACGAGGAUGGGGCGUUGGAAAAUUUUAUCCGGGAUACUGAGACAAAUGCGUCAUGUCCUUGCAUUGAGCGUCAGGCGGCGAUGGACUUAGGCAGAUUUAUGCCGCACCCUCGUUGCUCACAUAUUUUCCGUGAUGUAACAUGUACAUCAACUAUUGGUGCUAAAAACUGUUACAUGUCUUCGCAAAACAUUUAUGGGUCUUAUUCUCGUAACGAUUACUCAGAGUAUAAUCAUGAACAAUCUGCACGCUUUCCAACACAUUAUGGGCAAGUGUGCUGUUAUGAUGAAAAAGGAAAGUUGAUGCAAACUAGUUAUCAACCCAUUAUUAAAGUGGUAGAUCAAACUCCAUACAACCCCGGUUAUCCGCUGCGUGCCUACGAAUUUGGGACCCACCCUUAUAUGGGACAAUUUGAGGUGCCAGGCUUGUCAGCUUUUCAUCACGACUACAUGCCGUACUUCCUGUGCUGCAAAUUUGCAAAAUUCCGUUGUCAAAUGUUUUAUUGGAGACGGCCAAGUAGCGGCUGUCAAGAGUAUCAGCCGCCAGCCAUAGGUACUGCUGUAGGAGCGGGUAGCUUUAAUACAAUCGAUAAUGAUAAAUUUAUCUUUAAUGAACCUGGAGUGUACACUCUGUUAUACAUUCCGCAAACGACAGCGACUCCUGAGGUUAGAAUUCAGGUUCAACUUGAAAGGUAUCCAAAUCGACGAAUUGAUUUUGGUCUGCUUGGACGUUAUCUUGGGCAGUCUCAGCUAGUACAGCCAAGUAAUGUUACGGUCAUUACUGGGAUUGCUGUUGAAGCGACAGGAACAGACAGAGUUCACGUUCUAGUCCGAAAGGACACAAGACGUUUUAGAUAUCGUACUAGUGUCAUUGUCAACAACAUUCUUAGAUAUUUUGAUACUAUGCAACUACAGAGAUUUAAAGGAGUUGUUGUAUAUGUGAAUAACGUUGAGCGUGGACAACCAGAAAUUUAUGUUGUUCUUGAAGAAGCUCAGAUUGGUAUACGCAUAAGAGAAUCAUUUGCGUUAGACAUUGACCGUUUACGAAACUACCAGGAAAGUAUGGGAAUGUUAGAUUUGGUACUGAGCGUUCCACCACAGUAUGGAGUUCGUCCUGACGGAGAUAAGACUCGAGAGCAAGAGGUUCGUCAACGGUACAAUCUGCCGCGAGUUUCUGGCUUAAUGCGACCAUUUCCUGAUCAGUCGUCAGCUUCGUAUACCGGUGGCCUUACACUAAACGAUGUCAACUCAGAGUCUUAUCGGCAACAGAUAAUAACAAAUUAUCGUGUUCCGGGAACUGGUGAAAGUGGAAGUGAGCAGAAUAUGGCUGGCACACUCAAUCAAAAUAUUCCAACUGAUAAUAUGUUUACCACUAGUCGUGAAGAAGAUAGAAAAUACGAAGUGUUCCCAGAAGCAAGUAUGAAGAGUGAACCAGUUUAUAAGGCAGCUGAGGAAUAUACAACCGGCACUCACCAUUUUUAUCCGCGUACAGGACAAACGAUUACCCAGCUUUUGCAAACAUGCCGUGACAUUCAGGAAAACACAAAUUUAAAUCCGGCUCAGUCUUAUGCGACAGAACAAUUCGGACUUAAAGAAUGUCCGGACAAUCCGUCUCAAAUUCUACAGGAUUGUGGCGACAGUGUUACGUGCCUUUAUGACUACGCAUUGUUGAAUGCUCCGACGCUUGCUUUAGAAGCACAAAAAAGUUGGAAUACAUUUAUUCGUGAAAGAGGGGAAGCAGUACGGCACUAUAACAGUUGUGGACCGAUUAAUAUUGAAUAUCCUGAAUAUAUGGCAAAAACUUCACCGAUGGCGUCUGGCUAUCUUCAGGGUGACGUCGCUCAGUUUACGUGCUUCCAGUCUCAUUGGAUUAAGGGAACUACAGAAUUUAAAUGCGGCAUUAUUGUUGAUAGAAAUCAUCCAAAUAAUUACCGUUACGAAUGGACUAAAGGUUCACAGCCGUGGUGUAGAUCGCGAACCAAAGAUAAUCUGUUCAAAUGGCUGGCAGCUGUAAUUCUUUUAAUAUUUUUGUGCUUUUGGUGUAUCAAACAAAAGCAACUGGCAGAGAAAGAAAGAGGUUUAACAUCUACAGCAGCAUCGCAACGUGAACCACUACGGAACCCCCAAAACAGACUACUUGGUUUGAACACUAGUGUUUGA